Helianthus annuus (common sunflower) is the source of this 2022-nucleotide messenger RNA. RefSeq names its product probable auxin efflux carrier component 1b. The transcript has 7 exons. Gene Ontology annotation, biological process: auxin export across the plasma membrane; auxin polar transport. Gene Ontology annotation, cellular component: endoplasmic reticulum; plasma membrane. The record is from RefSeq and is a predicted model, not a curated record. The coding region runs from base 186 to 1856 and encodes 556 amino acids. Lineage: Eukaryota; Viridiplantae; Streptophyta; Magnoliopsida; Asterales; Asteraceae. Gene Ontology annotation, molecular function: auxin efflux transmembrane transporter activity.
AAAAGACAUAAUCUUUUACUCUCCUGUCCCCCAUUAACCCCCAUAAAUAACACUCCCCUUCUAACCAAACCCAAAAGAUUUCAUCAUUCCUUUUAACCAAGAUUCACCCACAAUCUCCCCAAACCCCACCUGGGUUUUCAUCUUCACAACUUUAUCUCAUCUGGGUCACCUUCCAUUUCCUAACCAUGAUCACAAGUUCAGACCUUUAUCAUGUUUUAACAGCAGUGGUUCCACUCUAUGUAGCCAUGGUUCUAGCCUAUGGUUCAGUCAAAUGGUGGAAGAUUUUCACACCAGACCAAUGUUCAGGAAUCAACAGAUUUGUAGCUCUAUUUGCUGUCCCAUUACUCUCAUUCCACUUCAUCUCAACCAACAAUCCUUACACCAUGAACACAAGGUUCAUAGCUGCUGACACUAUUCAAAAACUCAUGGUUCUUGUGGUGUUAGCAUUGUGGUCAAGAUUGAGUAAAAGAUUGUCUUUAGAUUGGUCAAUCACUAUCUUUUCUUUAUCCACACUUCCCAACACACUUGUGAUGGGAAUCCCACUUUUGAAAGGGAUGUAUGGUGAGUUUUCAGGUGAUUUGAUGGUUCAGAUUGUGGUGCUCCAGUGCAUAAUAUGGUACACUUUGAUGCUCUUUUUGUUUGAGUUUAGGGGGGCAAGGUUGUUGAUUGGGGAACAGUUUCCUGACAAUGGUGGGUCCAUUGUUUCCUUUAGAGUUGACUCAGAUGUUUUGAGUUUAGAUGGGAAAGAAGAGUUGGUGACACAAGCUGAGGUUGGGGAUGAUGGGAAGCUACAUGUAGUGGUUAGGAAGUCUACAAGUUCAAAGUCUGAGAUCUUGUCUAGGUCACAAUGUGGUGGUGUUACUUUAACCCCUCGGGUUUCGAACUUGACGAAUGCAGAGAUUUAUUCUCUGCAGUCGUCGAGAAACCCAACCCCGAGGGGUUCGAGUUUUAACCACGGGGAUUUUGUGGGUCCCCGUGGGUCUGGUUUUGUGGGGGGUGAUGAGGAAUGUGGGAAUAAUGGGAAGGUGAAUAGUGCCGGAAUCUUGUCUCCGGUGGGUGGGAAGAAGGGUGGUGGUGGUGGGAAAGAUCUUCAUAUGUUUGUAUGGAGUUCUAAUGCUUCACCGGUUUCUGAAGGUGGGAUUCAUGUGUUUAGGGGUGGGGAGUAUGGGAAUGAUCUUGGAGGGGUGCCACAUACUAAAGAUUAUGAUGAAUUUGGACAAAAAGAGUUUAGUUUUGGGAACCAACCCGGCCAAAAUGGAGUGGGCCCGGUUCUAUCUAAACUUGGGUCUAGCUCAACCGCUGAGCUCCACCCAAAGGCUAGCCCACUUGGUGAGACGAAACCCGCUUCUAUGCCACCAGCUAGUGUCAUGACCCGACUCAUUUUGAUCAUGGUGUGGCGCAAGCUUAUCAGAAAUCCAAACACGUAUUCGAGCUUAAUUGGACUCACAUGGUCCCUAGUCUCAUUCAAGUGGCACGUUCAAAUGCCUGCGAUAGUUGCAAAAUCCAUCGCGAUUUUAUCUGAUGCCGGUCUUGGCAUGGCCAUGUUUAGUCUCGGUUUGUUCAUGGCAUUGCAGCCAAAAAUUAUAGCUUGUGGAAACUCGGUUGCAGCCUUUGCCAUGGUGGUUCGUUUCUUGACUGGUCCGGCGGUCAUGGCGGCUGCAUCAGUCGCGGUUGGACUACAAGGAACAUUGCUACAUGUGGCCAUAGUUCAGGCUGCUCUUCCUCAAGGAAUUGUCCCCUUUGUGUUUGCUAAAGAAUAUAAUGUCCAUCCUGAUAUACUUAGCACAGGGGUUAUUUUUGGAAUGUUGAUAGCUCUACCAAUCACUCUGGUGUACUACAUUGUGUUGGGGCUUUAAGUGAAUGGGAUGGGUUUGGGGAGAGACAUAAAUGUAAGUUUUUGUAAGAAGGCAUUGGGUGCAAGUAAAUUAAUAUUUUGUCUCUCUAGUUUGUUGUGUGAUUGCAUUCGGUAUUCACUUCCCUUGCACUUUUGAUUCCCAGAAAAUUAAAGUUUUUUUAUUCUCU